Messenger RNA from Acaromyces ingoldii, 745 nucleotides. RefSeq names its product ribosomal protein L13e. The record is from RefSeq and is a predicted model, not a curated record. The coding region runs from base 27 to 656 and encodes 209 amino acids. Gene Ontology annotation, molecular function: structural constituent of ribosome; RNA binding. The transcript has 2 exons. Gene Ontology annotation, biological process: translation. Gene Ontology annotation, cellular component: ribosome; cytosolic large ribosomal subunit. Lineage: Eukaryota; Fungi; Basidiomycota; Exobasidiomycetes; Exobasidiales; Cryptobasidiaceae.
UCACCAGCUGGAGCAGCCCUGUCAAGAUGGCUAUCCACCACAACAACAUCCUCGCCAACCCCCACUUCCGCAAGGACUGGCAGCGUCGGGUCAAGGUCUGGUUCGACCAGCCCGGUGCCAAGAAGCGCAGACGUAAUGCCCGAACGGCCAAGGCUGCCGCCCUCGGUGCUCGUCCCGUCAAGUCGCUCCGACCCGCUGUUCGUUGCCCCACCCUCAAGUACAACACCAAGCUCAGGGAGGGCAAGGGAUUCUCGCUCGACGAGCUCAAGGCCGCUGGCAUUGGCAGGAAGGAGGCGCGCUCUGUUGGUAUCCCCGUCGACCACAGGAGGAAGAACCGCUCGGAGGAGGGCUUGAAGCUCAACGCUGAGCGAGUCAAGGCAUACCGCGAGCGCCUCAUCGUCGUGCCCCGCCACAGCAAGAAGAACAAGGGCAAGAAGCCGGAUCUCAAGAACGUUUCGACCGUUCGCGACACAGCUGCUGCUUUCCCCAUUCCCGCUGGCGUUGUCGCCGAGGCGCCCCGUGCCAUCACGGCCGAGGAGAAGGAUGUCGAGGCCUUCCGUACCCUUCGCGACUCGCGCGCUCAGCACCGUCAAGCCGGUGCCGUUGCCGCUCGUCUCAAGAAGAAGGAAGAGGCAGAGGCUGCUGCCAAGAAGUAAUCUUCUCUCCCUUCUUCUGUUCUUGUCGCUUACCUUCGCUCACCCGCGAGCAAUCACUUGUACUCAUGCCAAACCCCCCCGGCGCGCUC